Molecule: messenger RNA, 583 nt
Organism: Neolamprologus brichardi
Lineage: Eukaryota; Metazoa; Chordata; Actinopteri; Cichliformes; Cichlidae
Source: RefSeq, a predicted model, not a curated record
AAGUCAAAGUAACGGCGAGGGAGGAAAGAAGGGGGAGGCCCGGAAGCCGCCUGUCUGCCAGUGACAGCCCACAUCAGAAAAAAGCACUGCAGAAAUAAUUCUUUUAAAAAAGGAUUUGCGCGCGAACGCUUCUGAUUUUCGUUUUAAUAUAAAUCACCCGAAUCGCCGCAGACAUGUCGAAGAAUACCGUGUCCGCCCGCUUCAGGCGAGUGGACGUGGACGAAUACGACGAGAACAAAUUUGUGGACGAGGAGGACGGAGGAGAAAAUCAGCUGGGUCCUGACGAGGCAGAGGUGGACUCGCUCAUCAGACAAUAUCCUUUACGAGAUUACUGCAUGGAUGGGCGUUUAGCUAGCAGGCCAGUCACUGCCCCGACUUGCCUGACAGUCACAUUCCAGGGAUUGCGCUCCAAGAUUGAACAAGCUCUGGCAGCUGGAGGAGUGGGAAGCAUCGUCAGGGUACUGACGGCGAGGAAGACUGUGUAGAAGACGAGCAGCUCACUGCUCUGUUUAUGUAACAGAUGGCAUAGGGACUAACAGGAAAACCAGAUUUUUAACCCAAUGAGAUGUUUUCAAGCCAAGAC